This is a messenger RNA of Acipenser ruthenus (sterlet), 2578 nucleotides long. RefSeq names its product serine incorporator 1-like. The transcript is spliced from 10 exons. Gene Ontology annotation, cellular component: membrane. Bases 107 to 1489 code for a protein of 460 amino acids. Lineage: Eukaryota; Metazoa; Chordata; Actinopteri; Acipenseriformes; Acipenseridae. The record is from RefSeq and is a predicted model, not a curated record.
GGGAGUUGCGUCACUGUGUGUCUGAGACGGAAAUGCCACAGUCUGUAAACAAUCUGCAGGCAACGAGCGUCCAUUUUUAUACAGAGCCUGGAAACAGAUAAUAGAGAUGGGGGCUGUACUCGGACUCUGCUCCAUGGCCAGCUGGAUUCCUUGCCUGUGUGGCAGUGCACCUUGCCUGCUGUGCAGUUGCUGCCCCAGUGGGAACAAGUCCACAGUGACUCGACUCAUCUAUGCAUUCUUCCUUCUCCUGGGAGUAGGGGUUGCUUGUAUUAUGUUGAUGCCAGGAAUGGAAGGGCAGUUAAAAAAGAUUCCUGGAUUUUGUGAUGGAGGCAUGGGGACAUCCAUUCCUGGAAUUCAGGGACAUGUGAACUGUGAUGUCCUGGUUGGCUACAAGGCAGUGUACCGGGUUUGCUUUGGCAUGGCCAUGUUCUUCCUGCUCUUUUCAUUGCUGAUGAUCAAGGUGAAGAGCAGUCAGGAUCCCAGAGCUUCAGUACACAACGGGUUCUGGUUCUUUAAGUUUGCAUCUGCUGUAGCCAUCACUGUUGGAUCUUUCUUCAUCCCAGAGGGGCCCUUUACCACAGUGUGGUUUUAUGUCGGUAUGGCUGGGGCUUUCUGCUUCAUCCUGAUUCAACUGGUCUUGCUGAUUGACUUUGCCCACUCUUGGAACGAGUCCUGGGUAGAAAAAAUGGAGGAAGGGAACUCUAGAUGCUGGUAUGCAGCUCUCCUUUCUGCUACAGCUCUGAAUUACAUCUUGUCCGUGGUUGCCUUGGUACUGUUUUAUGUCUAUUAUACCCACUCUGACGGCUGCACUGAGAAUAAAGCCUUUAUCAGCGUAAACAUGUUGAUCUGCAUUGGUGCCUCAGUGUUGUCUAUCCUGCCCAAGAUCCAGGAGUCCCAGCCACGGUCUGGUUUGCUGCAGUCUUCCAUUGUCACUUUAUACACCAUGUAUUUGACCUGGUCAGCCAUGACUAAUGAACCAGACAGAAAAUGCAAUCCUAGCUUGCUGAGCAUAAUUGGCUAUAACAACACUGGCACUCCAAGCCAUGGUCAAGUUGUUCAGUGGUGGGAUACUCAGGGAAUUGUUGGCCUGAUUCUGUUCUUACUGUGUGUUCUGUAUUCCAGCAUUCGCAACUCUUCCAACAGCCAGGUGAACAAACUGACACUGACCAGCGAUGAAUCCACGCUGAUAGAGGAAGGCGUCAGCAGGAGCGAUAGCUUUGACGAGGGAGAUAAUGUGAACCGUGCAGUAGAUAAUGAAAAGGAUGGGGUUACUUACAGCUACUCCUUUUUCCAUUUCAUGCUGUUCUUGGCUUCACUGUACAUCAUGAUGACACUUACUAACUGGUACAGCCCUGAUUCUACCUAUGAAACAAUGACCAGCAAAUGGCCGUCAGUGUGGGUGAAGAUUUCCUCCACAUGGAUCUGCAUUGCCCUGUAUGUUUGGACUCUUGUUGCUCCACUGGUUCUUACAAACCGUGAUUUUGACUGAAUAGGAAUAGUUUCACCGUUCUGUGCUUGAUGCGUUCUUACUCAUGACUGAAAAAUAGUUACAGUAAACAGGAUUCAAAGCUGAAACAAAUUUGUAAAUAUGCGUGCUAUCAUUGUGCUUGAUCUUACGUACUUGUUUUACUGCAUGUUUGAGAAUAGUUAUAAGUCUCACAUAUAGAGCCUAAAGAAAGGUAGUAUUAAGUUAAGACCUAUAUGUUACCAAGAAACUUGUGGAUUUAUGAGGGUUGAGGCAAGAUAUCAAUGUACUGGAAUGUAGAAUUUCUAGUUUGUUACACUGACGUUUGGCAAGUCCUGUAAGUAAUUCAAAGGGUGAGAAGGGCUGAUGAAUAAAAUAUUUAUUAGCAGUUUAUGAAGUGCUGCAGAUUUAUGAAGUAGAGUAAUAUAAAAAAAAAAAUAUGAAUUUGAAAAAAGUAGUUAUUACCUGUGUAGGAGAUUUGUUUCAAUGUACUUGUAAGGUGGGAAGUGCAUUGGCAUACUCAAAAACAAUCUAUGAAGUAUUGUGUAAUAUCUUGACCUGUAACCUCAUUAAUUAUCUACAGUAUUCUGAUUUUAUAUUUGGUUUGCUGCGAUUAAUUUUCAAUGUGUAUUUUAUGUUUCUACCAUGUCUUUUAACUUGGUACUGCAUUAUAAAUGUACAUGUAUUUUUCUUUUUCUUUUCAAUAUCACAUAACUGACUUAUUAUUGUUAUUGCCUUCAAAACAGCUCAGUAGUAUUACUGAAGGAGAAAAAAAGUGACAGCAUUUUUAUUUCUUCAGUAUAAGAAUAGAUAUGUAGGAUAUGUUCUAUCCUGCACUGUGUAUUUUAAAUUUAGUGUCAUCAAAAAGGACACCUGAAGACUUCACUGAUAUAUUAAUCGUACAUAACUGAAGAAAAGUAUGUGAAAUACAAAUCAAGAAUGGUUGUGUUUAUGAACAAGCUCCUGGCAAUUAUGUCCUGGGCACAAUUGUCAGUUUAGGGGUCAGAGUUAAAAGAAAUGGUGAAGCUACACUUUGAGAAAGAUAUGAAUUGUUGCAUCUGCUUGACAUGUAACUGUUGUAACCCUUUUGUCAUUAAAUUAAUCAAAUAAUAA